Messenger RNA from Glycine soja, 2137 nucleotides. RefSeq lists its product as uncharacterized. Lineage: Eukaryota; Viridiplantae; Streptophyta; Magnoliopsida; Fabales; Fabaceae. The transcript has 6 exons. The coding region runs from base 162 to 1868 and encodes 568 amino acids. The record is from RefSeq and is a predicted model, not a curated record.
AAUACUUUGUCGUUUUACAUUCCCUUCUUCACCUUCCUCCACUUUCACGCGCCAUGUUCUCCCAUUUCGACUCGACAGUGCUGCUCUCUGCGGUUCCUUAAAUUUGCAACAACAAGCAAAACUCACACUCGAAGCGUUUCUCGCAUCGCUUCUUGAGAAUAAUGGAAACUUCUAAGAAGAAAGCGAUUACGAUGAAGAAGAGUUUCGAUCCCUGGGCUUUUCUGGAGCAUAUUGAAGCACCUAUGUGGGUGGAUUUGACUCUUGAAGUUAAAUCUGGAUGUGUAGACACAGGUGAUGAUGAAUGGUUCAACACAAGUCACCCGUUCCACCAGAUGUCUGCUAGAGAGUUAAAAUCUAGGUUUUCUCACGGCGAGGAGAUAUUGACAUCAGGGGUUGAUUCGCCAGAGCUUCCUUCUUCGGUCUCGAGAUCUAGAGGCAAACACUACAACAACAAGAAGUGGGAAGGUAUUGAUCUGAAUAGUUUGUUAGAUAAACAGAAGGGUUUAAGUAGGAGAGGUUUCCAACAAGGUUCCAGCUUUGGCCAGGAAGUGAAACCCAAACCAAAUUCAAAUGUUAACAAGCCAAAAGGUGGGAAGCUGGGGUUGGCUUUUGAACGGAAGUCCAGAGGAAAAACUGACUCUAUGGUCAAUUGCAGCAAUCCACCGAGUAGUUCAAGUUCUAACCACAAGUGUGAAGGAAGCACUGCAAGGAGCACAAUUACAUCUGAAAACACUCAGAAGUAUAGGGAGGUAUCUAGCAAACCAUUUGAUCAGAAAAGAAGUUCAUCAAUUAGGAGGGUUAGUCUUGGGAAAAGUUGUGUUACGAGAAAAGUCUCAAGCAUUCUGCCACAGAAGGAAUGUUUGGAGGUGUCUAGUCAACCGUGUGAUCAGAAAAGUAGAAGUUCAUCGGUUAUUAGUGUUAGGAGAAGUUAUGUUUCAGGAAAAGCUUCGAAAGUGGAGAUUGGUGGUGAUAGCACUGCAAGGAGCAUGAUUACAUCUGAGAACACUCGGAAGUAUAGGGAGGUAUCUAGCAAACCAUGUGCUCAGCAAAGUUCAUCAGUUGGGAGGGUUAGUCUUGGGAAAAGUUGUGUUACAAGAAAAGUCUCAAGCAUUCAGCCACAGAAGAAGUGUUUAGAGGUGUCUAGUCAACCAUGUGAUCAGAAAAGUAGAAGUUCAUCAGUUAUUAGUGUUAGAAGAAGUUAUGUUUUGGGGGAAGCUUCAAAAGUGGAGAGUGGUGGUGAUAGCAUGCGAUCAAGGGGUCGUAAAUCAUCUUCUAGGAAGUCUAGUAUUGGUUCAUGUUCAAACCCUGGUUAUGAAGUUAAGUUUGUGUCAAGGCAGCAGAGAGAGAAAAUCACCAUUGAUAAAGGUGAGGUCACUAUGAAUCUUGCAGUUAAGAACCGUUGCAAGCCCAGUGAAAGAUCAAAGACAUCUACCAUUUCAGUUGAGGAAGCAAAAUCUGGUAACAGAAAGAGAAAUAGCAUCAAUUUUGCAAAGCCAGCAUACCAUCGAACAGCAAAGUCAUUGGUCCAAUAUUCCUCUGCAAGUUCAAAGGCUUUGUUACAACACACAGUCAAUAAAGAAAACACUUGUAUUGGUGGUGCUAAGGAGAAACUAAGAACUACCAAGGUUAAGAGUUUGACAGCCAAGGGAAAAGAGAAUGUUUCAAGGAAUGUGGCGGUAAAUCAGAAAUGCAUUUCAAGAGGUGCUUCUGCAGGGGGCCUUGUUAGAAGUCAUAGAACUACAGAACACAAUCAUCCACAGAAGGGUGACAAAGCAGGAUCAACUGCUUUGACAAUUGUGGGAAGAGAUAACGAUCAACAUGAGGCAAAGAACCAAAUUAAUCUUGCCAAAAGCAUUUACCUACGUUAGAGGAGCACAGCUGCGUGCUCGUUUUAGUUUUUCUUUCAGGUGAUAAAAAAAAUUAGACCAUGUCACAUGCCUCAAUGAAGCCUUAUAUUGGUUUGUGCUGGUAUGGUUAUGAUCCCAUCCUGCAAUUUUGGUGAUAAAUUUUAGUUGCUUCUCUGGCAGAAAUAUCAACCUUAAGUCUCUUUUGUUAAUUGAUGUAAUUCAGUGAAUUCACGUUUACCUAUUUUCACAUACGUAAAUAUAAGGAAAAUAUUGCAUGUUGUUGCAGUGCA